CGCUGAGAGGAAGGAAGGAGGCGAGUUAAAGAGGAGGAGGGGCAGAGUGGUGGAUUCAGUCAGUCCUUCGUUCAGUCGCAGCUCAGAUGGAGGUUUUUCCUCCUGCUGAGGACACUCUGAUGGCAUGACAACGGCUUCCUGAGUGAGAAAGAGCGAGAGAGAAAGAGAGAGAGAGAUAUCCUGCCCUCAGUUUCCACGGUGACGGCAUCCCUCCAUCCUCCUCCAUCAUCUCUCCGCCCGGCUGCUGUCGACAUCGUCGGGAUGGGAGAUAAAGGAACAAGAGUGUUUAAGAAAGCCAGCCCCAAUGGAAAGCUCACCGUCUACCUGGGGAAGAGAGACUUCGUGGACCACGUGGAUCGGGUGGAGCCUGUCGACGGCGUCGUUCUGAUCGACCCGGAGUACCUGAAGGAGAGGAAAGUGUUUGUGACUCUGACGUGUGCGUUCCGUUAUGGUCGCGAGGAUUUGGACGUCCUCGGAUUGACGUUCCGGAAGGACCUGUUUGUGGCGAACAUCCAGGCGUUUCCUCCGGUCACCGAAGAGAAGAAGACUCUGACUCGUCUUCAGGAACGUCUGAUUAAAAAACUGGGGGAACACGCCUACCCGUUCACCUUCGAGAUUCCUCUGAACCUGCCGUGUUCGGUCACCCUGCAGCCGGGACCGGAGGACACCGGAAAGGCCUGCGGAGUCGACUUUGAGGUGAAAGCUUUCUGUGCCGAAAAUGUUGAAGAAAAGAUCCACAAAAGGAACUCUGUGCGUCUGGUGAUCAGGAAGGUGCAGUACGCUCCAGAGAAACCUGGCCCUCAGCCGACGGCAGAAACCACCAGACAGUUCCUGAUGUCGGACAAACCGCUGCACCUGGAGGCCUCGCUGGACAAGGAGAUCUAUUACCACGGUGAGCCAAUCAGCGUCAACGUUCACGUCACCAACAACACCAACAAGACCGUGAAGAAGAUGAAGAUCUCAGUGCGACAGUACGCCGACAUCUGCCUGUUCAACACGGCUCAGUACAAAUGUCCCGUGGCCACCGAGGAGUCAGAUGACGUUGUGGCUCCCAGUUCGACUUUCUGCAAAGUUUUCACCCUCACUCCGUUUCUGGCCAACAAUCGCGAGAAACGAGGUCUCGCUCUGGACGGAAAACUGAAGCACGAGGACACCAACCUGGCGUCCAGCACGCUGUUGAGAGAUGGAGCCAAUAAGGAGAUUCUCGGCAUCAUCGUGUCCUACAAAGUCAAAGUGAAGCUGGUUGUGUCUCGUGGCGGGCUCCUUGGAGAUCUGGCAGCGAGUGACGUCUCGGUCGAGCUGCCCUUCACGUUAAUGCACCCGAAGCCUUUAGAGGAGUCCUUCUACAGGGAAGCUGCAGACGAGGCUCCAGUCGACGCGAACCUCAUCGAGUUUGACACAAACGACGAUGACAUCAUCUUUGAAGACUUUGCCCGCCAGCGACUGAUCGGAGCAAAAGACGACAAGGAUGAAGACGAGGAGCCGGUGGACUCGCCCAAACUGGACGACAGAUAGAGGGGAGGAGACACUGCGGCUGUUGUUUUGCUGCUGUAUGUAGUGUGGAGCUAAUGGAGUUCACCUUUAGGUCAAACCACAGUCUGGACACCCUUUAAACACUCGGUGGUGCCGUGUUUGUGUGCUCGUUCAUGUCUGUCCUCUCUGAGUCCCGGUGAGGUGUUUAAAAAAAAAAACUAGAAUACUGCAGCCUAGACAUCGGAGCGGCUCUUUGCUCCGACGGAGUCGCCUGGAGCGCCGACCCGGCAGCUCCUAACGACAGCUGGUAGCAUGCCUCUAAUGUCUCUUUGUUCUAAGUGUUUCCAUUAGGGACCAAACAGAUGUAAAGUUGUGUUGAGAUUAGUUUAAAGUCUUUAGAAACAACACUGCCAGCCUCGGUUGAUCUUGAACCCUCUGCCACUGGAGACAAACUUCAGCCGAUGGAGGAUUUUGCUGAGUAACCAUCUGUAGUCGGUGUUGCUGAAGCUGCAGAGCAGAUGGGAAACGGCACCGAAGUGAUCUGCUGGGCCGCCCGACAAGAGGACCUCAAACUGUCAGAGUGAGCCACCGACCAUUUAACAGCAACCGGUGGCCUAGUUUGCAUGAAUAAAUACUUCCUAUGAUUUAUUAAUGUCACGAAUAAUCAAACUGAUUUUAAAUAGCAUACAGUUUCAUGUGUUCAUGCGGAUAAUUUUCCGAAUCAUCAUCAGAACGAUUUUCUUCCUUGCAGGUAGUCGCUGGUCGUCCAUUCGCUUCGUUUCUGUUAAAAUCAGCACGGCUUCAUGUUGCCUUAAAGUAAACGCUGCGCUUUGAUAUGAUACAUGUGUCAGACAAAUAUAAUUGGCAUCCUUUACAUCCUUUACCUCUGUUUAACUGAAACAAUCAGACAUCUGGCAGAAAUUUAAAGAGCAACUGUUCGAACUGUGGCCUGAUCGUUGUGAAUGCUUUUAAGACUGGAGAGAUUUAUAUUUUGUUUCCUCAAACAACAUUCUGAUAAUUAUGAGUCACUUUAGUGUGACAGGCUAAUUCUGAAGCUAAUAAUGUUAAAUUUCUACUGAAAUAUCCGAAACAUUUUGUCACCCAGUAAAUCUUCAUUUACCUUAAAUGUAAUAAAGUUUAAAACUGAAAAUAAA
Messenger RNA from Pundamilia nyererei, 2627 nucleotides. It is a transcript of the gene arrb1, whose product is annotated as arrestin, beta 1. Gene Ontology annotation, biological process: negative regulation of Notch signaling pathway; signal transduction; G protein-coupled receptor internalization. The record is from RefSeq and is a predicted model, not a curated record. The coding region runs from base 262 to 1515 and encodes 417 amino acids. The transcript is spliced from 16 exons. Gene Ontology annotation, molecular function: G protein-coupled receptor binding. Gene Ontology annotation, cellular component: cytoplasm. NCBI's taxonomy places the organism in Eukaryota, Metazoa, Chordata, Actinopteri, Cichliformes, Cichlidae.